AUGAGAGGUCGGGGCAGGGGCCCUUCUGGUGGACGGGGGGGCUAUCCGUCAGAAGGGGAAGGCCGAGGUCAGGGAGGCCGUUUUGGCGCGAGAGGCCGUGGGGGCGGCGGAGGAGGUCGAGGAGGAGGCGGUCGCGGGCCGCCUGCAUACGAGCCGCACCUGCCGGCGCCGCAGCCUGCCUACUACGAGGCGCCUGCUGCGCCGUACGCUUCUCCAGCACCGUAUGCCGCGGGACCCCCGGCUCCUGCUGCUCCUCGCCCAGUGGCGGCGCCGUCCGUCCCACCGCCUGCACCCGUUCCUCUGCCACCCACCGCAGCGCCGUCCACCGAGGCAGUCGUCGCGCAGCUCACUGGACUCGCGCUGUCUCGCCCCUCCGGCCUCACCUCUCCGUUCCCGCGACGCCCUGACCGAGGGGGCACUGUCGGGCAGAUUAUGAAGAUCCGUGUGAACCAUUUUCCGCUUCAGAUUGCGGACCUCGUCAUUUUUCACUACGAUGUUGUUAUCUCCCCUGAUAUUGCGAUCAAGCGGAUUAAUCGGGAGGUGAUUCGCGAGUUGUCGCGCGUGUAUCAUUCGUCGCAUCUGGGCAAUCGUCUGCUGGCCUUCGACGGCGUCAAAAACGUGUACACGGCCGCGCCACUACCGUUCGAGGCGCAGGAGUUUCAGGUGUCUCUGCCCGACGACCGUCCAGCCCCGGCGGCAGGGGAAGCUCAGUCGCGUCGGCCGCGCGACCGGUCGUUCAAGGUGGUGCUGCGGCUGGCGGCGAGCGCGAGCGUGUCGCAGCUGAUGGAGUUCCUGGCGGGGCGGCAGACGGAGGUGCCGCAGGAGGUGCUGCAGGCCAUAGACAUCGUGCUGCGGGAGCAGCCCACGCGCAUGUACGUGCCAGUGGCGCGGUCGUUCUUCAGCCCGGACCUGGGUCCGCGCGCGCCCAUUGGCAACGGUGUGGAGGCGUGGAAGGGCUUUUAUCAGAGCGUGCGCCCCACGCAGAUGGGGCUUACUCUCAACAUCGACAUGGCAGCGACGGCGUUCCUGGAGCCACUGAUGCUGCCUGACUUCGUGAUGCGCCUGCUCAACCGCCACUCGCUGCAGCAGCCGCUCUCCGACUUCGAGCGUGUCGCGCUGCGCAAGGGGCUGAGGGGCGUGCGCAUAGAGGUGACGCAUCGGGGGCAGAUGAGGCGAAAGUACAAGCUCACGGGGCUCACCACACAGCCACUGCACGCCCUCACGUUCCCCCUGACGACCCCCGAGGGGGAGACGCAGGUGGUGACGGUGGAGGCGUACUUCCGCCAGCACUACAACCUCGCCCUGCAGCUGCGCAACAUGCCCUGCGCCACCACCGGCCAGGGCGACCGCCUCAACUACCUCCCGCUCGAGGUGUGUCGCAUAGUGGAGGGCCAGAGGUACAAUAAGAAACUCAACGAGGUGCAGACGAGCCAGAUCCUUGUGCACGCCGCCCGCAAGCCGUUUGAGAGGGAGAGAGAGAUCAACCAGACGGUGCGGCACAACGCGUAUGAGCGCGACCCCUUUGCGGCAGAGUUUGGCAUCCGUGUGGCGCCCCAGAUGGCCACCGUCAACGCUCGUGUGCUGCCCACGCCCACGCUCAAGUACUCAGACUCGGGUGGAGAGCGCACCGUGGUGCCGCAAGUGGGCGCCUGGAACAUGAUGAACAAGCGAGUGUUAACGGGGGCGGUGGUGAGGCGCUGGGCUCUGGUGAACCUGAGUCGUCUGCCGCGCCCGGCAGCGGAGCAGUUUGGCCGAGACCUCGCGCAUAUGUGCAACGUCACCGGCCUCCAAAUGGAGCAGCGCAUGUGUGUGCCGAUGGCGGCGGGCCAUCCGGGGCAGAUGGAGGCGAUUCUGCGCAACCUGGCACGGCAGCUGACCCCUGCGCAGCGCCCCAUGCCCGAUGUGGACAUCGUGGUGUGCAUCCUCAACGAGGGCAACGGGCCCCUCUAUGGCAAUCUGAAGCGGCUGUGUGAGACGGAGCUUGGCAUUGUCACGCAGUGCUGCCUUGCAACGAAGCUGGGAAAGGGAAAGCAGUAUCUGGCUAAUGUGGCGUUGAAGAUCAACGCCAAGGUGGGGGGGCGCAACACGGCGCUGGUGGACUCGAUACAGCGGCAGAUCCCGCUCAUCUGCCAGGAGUACACCAUUCUCUUUGGUGCUGAUGUCACACACCCCGCGCCAGGCGAGGACAACAGCCCAUCCAUUGCUGCUGUGGUGGCGUCCAUGGACUGGCCCGAGAUGGCGCGCUACCGGGCGCUCGUCAGUGCGCAGGCGCACCGUGUGGAGAUCAUCCAGAACCUCUACACGUGCACGCAGGACGCCAAUGGCAUGCCGCAGCAUGGCGGCAUGGUCAGGGAGCUGCUGAUCAGUUUCUACCGCUCCACUGGCCACAAGCCCCAGCGCGUCGUCAUGUACAGGGAUGGAGUGAGCGACGGGCAGUUUGCCGCAGUCAAAGAAUACGAGGUGGCGGCUAUCAAGCAGGCGUGUGCAUCGCUGGAGGAGAGCUACAAUCCGCUGGUGACAUUUGCAGUGGUGCAGAAGCGCCACCACACGCGCUUCUUCCCGUUUGACUCGCGCAACCGCAGCACCACGGACCGCAGCGGCAACGCCCUGCCUGGCACCGUGAUCGACACAGGCAUCUGCCACCCCACCGAGUUUGACUUCUACCUGCUCAGCCACUCCGGCAUCCAGGGCACGAGCCGCCCCACGCACUACCACGUGGUGCAUGACGAGAACGGCUUUGACUCCAACACGCUGCAGCGCAUGACCUACUCCAUGGCCUACACCCAUCACCCAUGCAUCUCCACCCAUGCAUCUCCACCCAUGCAUCUCCACCCAUGCGUCUCCACCCAUGCGUCUCCACCCAUGCGUCUCCACCCAUGCGUCUCCACCCAUGCGUCUCCACCCAUGCAUCUCCACCCAUGCAUCUCCACCCAUGCAUCUCCACCCAUGCAUCUCCACCCAUGCAUCUCCACCCAUGCAUCUCCACCCAUGCAUCUCCACCCAUGCAUCUCCACCCAUGCAUCUCCACCCAUGCAUCUCCACCCAUGCAUCUCCACCCAUGCAUCUCCACCCAUGCAUCUCCACCCAUGCGUCUCCACCCAUGCGUCUCCACCCAUGCGUCUCCACCCAUGCGUCUCCACCCAUGCGUCUCCACCCAUGCAUCUCCACCCAUGCAUCUCCACCCAUGCGUCUCCACCCAUGCGUCUCCACCCAUGCGUCUCCACCCAUGCGUCUCCACCCAUGCAUCUCCACCCAUGCAUCUCCACCCAUGCAUCUCCACCCAUGCGUCUCCACCCAUGCGUCUCCACCCAUGCGUCUCCACCCAUGCGUCUCCACCCAUGCAUCUCCACCCAUGCAUCUCCACCCAUGCAUCUCCACCCAUGCAUCUCCACCCAUGCAUCUCCACCCAUGCAUCUCCACCCAUGCAUCUUCACCCAUGCAUCUCCACCCAUGCAUCUCCACCCAUGCAUCUCCACCCAUGCAUCUCCACCCAUGCAUCUCCACCCAUGCAUCUCCACCCAUGCAUCUCCACCCAUGCAUCUCCACCCAUGCGUCUCCACCCAUGCGUCUCCACCCAUGCGUCUCCACCCAUGCAUCUCCACCCAUGCGUCUCCACCCAUGCAUCUCCACCCAUGCAUCUCCACCCAUGCAUCUCCACCCAUGCAUCUCCACCCAUGCAUCUCCACCCAUGCAUCUCCGCCCAUGCAUCUCCGCCCAUGCAUCUCCACCCAUGCAUCUCCACCCAUGCAUCUCCACCCAUGCAUCUCCACCCAUGCAUCUCCACCCAUGCAUCUCCACCCAUGCAUCUCCACCCAUGCAUCUCCACCCAUGCAUCUCCACCCAUGCGUCUCCACCCAUGCGUCUCCACCCAUGCGUCUCCACCCAUGCGUCUCCACCCAUGCGUCUCCACCCAUGCGUCUCCACCCAUGCGUCUCCACCCAUGCGUCUCCACCCAUGCGUCUCCACCCAUGCGUCUCCACCCAUGCGUCUCCACCCAUGCGUCUCCACCCAUGCGUCUCCACCCAUGCGUCUCCACCCAUGCGUCUCCACCCAUGCGUCUCCACCCAUGCGUCUCCACCCAUGCGUCUCCACCCAUGCAUCUCCACCCAUGCAUCUCCACCCAUGCAUCUCCACCCAUGCGUCUCCACCCAUGCGUCUCCACCCAUGCGUCUCCACCCAUGCGUCUCCACCCAUGCGUCUCCACCCAUGCGUCUCCACCCAUGCGUCUCCACCCAUGCGUCUCCACCCAUGCAUCUCCACCCAUGCAUCUCCACCCAUGCAUCUCCACCCAUUCAUCUCCACCCAUGCGUCUCCACCCAUGCGUCUCCACCCACGCAUCUCCACCCAUGCAUCUCCACCCAUGCAUCUCCACCCAUGCAUCUCCACCCAUGCAUCUCCAACCAUGCAUCUCCACCCAUGCAUCUUCACCCAUCCAUCUCCACCCAUGCAUCUCCACCCAUGCAUCUCCACCCAUGCAUCUCCACCCAUGCAUCUCCACCCAUGCAUCUAUUGGCACAUCAUAGAACUCGUCGUUUCUCUGCCGUCUAUCCCACCGUGUCCCCAUUGGCAGUGCCGCCGGCGUACUACGCGCACAUAGUGGCGUUCCGAGCGCGCUUCUACAUGGACCCCGACCAGUUCUCUGACUCGGGCUCGCAGUCCACCGCCUUUGAGCACGCACCUGCUGCCCCCGCGCCCUCCACCGCCACGGGCACGUCUGCCACCACGGGGGAGAGCUCCGGCAGCCGCAGCAGCCGCAGCGCUGGCGAAGUGGUGGUGCGCCCGCUGCCACCCCUGCAGGGCCGCGUCAGGGAGCACAUGUUCUUCUGCUGA
Closterium sp. Naga37s-1 is the source of this 4830-nucleotide messenger RNA. The record is from the annotation of a GenBank genome assembly. Lineage: Eukaryota; Viridiplantae; Streptophyta; Zygnematophyceae; Desmidiales; Closteriaceae.